CUCCAACUUGUUCUCUCCACACAAACCACCCAUAAAGGGAAAAGUACAGAAAUGUUCUUCAAGCUAAUAUCGCUGAUUCAAUAGAAGGUCCUUUUCUAAACAUUUCAAAGCCAAUCUAAAUAUCUGCUCUCUAGAUAUACAAUAGCAUUUUUUUCUGUGACAAUAGUGUAAUCGUUUUAAAAUCAAGAUUGAACAAGUAUCGAAUUGAUUUAUUUUGUGGUUGGAGUAUCCAUAGUUUCUUAAACGUAAACACAAUUUCAAUGAGAUCACACACUGUGACAGAAACCUAGGGCCAGAGAAACCUAGGGCCAGAGAGACAGAGAGUGACAGAGACGAAGUCGGUUUGACUCACUUUGUUAACCUCUUUAAUUUUAAUGUGACACUAAUCUGCAUAACAUCUCGUGCAUUCAAAAUAGUGCAAAAGUCAUUAGCAUUGUAAACUGAAUUGAACGCUCUCAAUCUUUCCUGCACAUCUGAUUUGGUGACAGAAAAACAUUUUUCUCAAAUGUCCCCGUGAGUCAAAUGUAAAACUAGUGCUGAGAAGUAGAGAAACAUUUGAAUAGACUAAACAUGACCACCCGAUGGAAAUGCUUCGGUUGGCGCAUUGCUUCUGAACAGGAGGACACUAAGGUUGAGACCCCAAACGACGCAGAAGUUCAAGAGAUAUUGGAUGCUAUAAAACGUGUUAAGGUGAAGCAAACCAAAGAACCUUCAAAAAAUUGCCAGAACAGAGCAGGUCUCUCUGAGCUCAAAAAGUUUAAGGAAAAAUACAAGGACAGAGUGAAUAUCGCGGACCGUCUCAGAAAAGGGAGAGACUACAACGAAGAUAGCCACGACACGCUUCUCCACGCUGCAGCUCUUUAUAACGACGAUGAUGAAGUCAUCAAAAUGCUGAUGACCUGUUGCCCAGACCUGAUCAACAUUCCCAGAACAGGCCGUUACGAGGGGCAAACCGCGUUGCACAUCACGCUCUCUCGGGGCAAAAUUAAAUUAUCUGAAGCUAUUUUGAAUUCCACUAAAAACGAGAGGGAUGUAUUAUCUGCUAAAGCCAGGGGGUCAAAGUUCAAAAAGACUAUAAUGUUGGGAGAGACUGUUCUCUCGGUAGCAGUACUGUCUCUGGAUAAAGAUUUGGUCGAUCUUCUACUAGGAUACCGCGCUCCAUUGGAUGAAGUCAACAGAAAGGGGGACACUGUGGUUCAUUCCUUAAUUCGCUACGCAGCACUGGAUACCAGCAACAUCCCGAAAGUUAUUGCAAUGCUGAAACAUCUUCAUGACCGAGGAUUUAAAAUUCUACAAGGAGAACACGAGAGUCUUCACAAACUAUGGUUCAAAGAGAACAAUAUGAAACUGACUCCACUGAAGCUAGCAGUCAAAAAGGGACUUUUCGACCUCGUCAAGACAAUGUUAAAAAUGAAGAAAGUAUUUUGUUUCAAUUUACCUUUAAGCGGAAGUCUAGAUUCUACAUACUACGAUAUCACAGAAAUUGACCCGGAAACGCAAAGCUUGUAUUCUAAAAAAGAGGAAGAAAAGUCCUAUUCUUUUCAACACAGCCACGAAACAAAAUCAGUAACGUGUUUCCAGAGACUCCGCUCCUAUUUCAUUCAGCCUCAAUCAGUGGUUGAAAUGAUGAGUACAUUAAAGUUCACUCAGGUUCAGCAGUUGAUUGACAUUCAGAUCAUCAAACUUGUCAUCACUAAACGGUGGAAGAAUUGCAAAAAACUAUACAAAGCCUUUAUAGUGCUGCAUCUGAUUGCAAUAAUACUACUGACAACAUCAGCAUAUUACCGAAAAUAUAUAGUCCAUACCCAAAAGUGUAUGAAUACGAAAACUGAUUGCGCCAUUCAAGAAUUGUACGCUUACGUGGUUCCGUGGAUUCUCAUGGUUUAUGGACUAUUUCUUCUUUUGACAAGACUUUUUAGGCGGUCAAUUUUCAGAAAAGGUUUCUGGCGGAUAAAACGCCAUAAUAAUUUCUUAUACACAGUGUGUCUGAUAUUGUUUUCUGUUGGUCUUAUUAUCGACUUCUUGUUAUAUGUCAAUCAUAAGGACAGCAACGACGUGUUCGUUAUAAAUCUUCUAUGUGGAUCUUGGUUCUUUUUCUUCUUCCUACGUGGGUUUAAAAUGUUUUCCUAUUACACCGUCAUCUUUCACACCAUUAUUUUAGGAGAUUUGGUUCGUUUCGGGUUAAUCAUUUGUAUAGAAUUCACAGCUUUUACGUUUGCGAUGUACAUCAUUCUGACGGGACAUGACAGCGUGGAGGAGUUUAAUACGUUUGAGAACACCACUUUAACAAUGUUUGGUUACAUGCUGGGAUUGAAAGAUUUGGACUUGCUUCGGGACGUGGACCUGGAAACUCAGAGGCUGGUAGCAGUGAUUUAUAUAAUCUUCAUCAUCGUGACUUACUUAAUCCUUCUCAACUCUCUCAUCGCCAUGAUGACCCGCACCAGCAGCGCCUCGCAUGUGGAACAGAAGCUGAUGACGCUGCUUCAGAGGUCUUCGGUGUCUCUGUUCUUUGACGGCGUCGUGUUCUUUUAUAACACUGUUUACGACAAAGCUGUUGGCCGCAGUGCUGUUGGCGACUAUCGCCUCGUUGAGAACAGAUUCUACAUGGCCAUGAAGAAAGAACAGAUGCGGAAGAUCAUGAGCUCGAAGCAGAUCCAAGAAAACGUAACUCUUAAAGAUUUGAAGUACGAGUUAUGUAAACUUGCCAAGGAAAUUGAGAGAAAGAACAAAGGUAACAAUGCCGAGAAGAGUGACGACAAGAGCCAAAGUAACAAAGCCAUGGAGAUUGACGACAAGAGCCAAAGUAACAAAGCCACGGAGAUUGACGACAAGAGCCAAAGUAACAAGGCCACGGAGAUUGACGACAAGAGCCAAAGUAACAAAUCCAUGGAGAGCCCCAAGAAGGAAGAAAAAAUAGUAAAACAAAGGAAGUCAUGCGAGAAGUCGGAGGUUCACUUGGAUAUUUAUGACUUGAAUUAAGGGAUGUUGCAAAGAAAACAGGUUAAGACAUUCAACAACUAUUACUAUAACUGAAACAUCAUAUAAUGGAAAUUAUUUUUGUUAUUUUCUAAAUGAAGGAUUAAAAUGUAUGUACAGAACAUAUGGUACAGACUAAACAGUACAUUUUUUUAAAUAAUCAAUAGUCUUAGAAAAUACAAUAACAGAAUUGAAAACUAUAUUGUCUUUUAAAUAUUAUAUUGUAUUAUAUUUAUAAUUAUAUUGUAUAAUUUCUCAAAAGUUUAACAAAAAAGUUCUUAACAUUUGUUUGUAGUUGCAUUUUAUUUGAAUUUCUAUAAGAUAAAGUUAUAGAUACAGUUUAAAGUAUUUUAUUUUGUUCCUUAGAUAAAUUUGUAUUUCUUUUGAUUCCUUAGAUCCAAAUUUUAAAUAUUUCUGGUUAUUGUUGUUUAGAUAAACUUCUAUCAUUAAGGGUCAAGAAAUAUAUACAAAUUAAUUUACAUAUAAAAAAAACAAAACCCAAUGAAAUACUUAGACACAAAGAUAGAGGCAUAUUUCUUAUUCCAUACGCUAGAACGAAUUCGUAUAAGCGCUCCUUCUUCCGUAGUUCCAUUAGAGAAUGGAAUGGGUUGCCUGAGUCAGCCAGGAAAAACCAACAACUUAGCAGAGUUUAAGUCAUUGACUAACAUGCAUGACUAGAUUGACACGUGACAUGCGUAAGACGUUGUUAUCUUCUUUGAAGUACGUAACGUAACAUAAGAACAAUCCAGAAAGGUCUUUUAAGGGUUAACAUAUGCAACUAUCAGAGUCCCCUUGUUCAUUGGUAAGUAGUUAUAGAUCAUUAGUAUUUUCGGUGUACUUCUGAUGUUAUCAUAGUACAUUAUUCGUCAGUCAAAUUAUUAUAAUAUCCAUAUAAUUUGUAUAACUGAUUUAUGGUUUAUGUGGAUUUGUUAAUUACUAAAUUACCUUUUUUUUUUUAAUUUUUUUUUACAAAGCUUUUAUCAGCUCUGUCUGUCUGGCAAAUCGUUGGUGCACGUGAUUUCUCCCACACCCAAUCUCCAAUCAACUAGAAAUUUUGCACAAUUAUUUCUUGUACCUGACAAAACAAUAAUCAAUUUUUAAAAGUUUAACCAUUAAAUUACUUUGUUUGGUAUCGAACAAGGGAAAGAAAUAGUAUAUGACUGAUAUAUUUGUAUAAGUUGAAUUAGCCCCUUACCUCCCUUUUAAGAAGGCUUGAGCCUUGAGUUCAAAUUCAAGGCGUGCAAUUUUUUUUUCUACAUGCAUUUAAAAAGCGAUCACGGUAAAUUCACACAGAUACACCCCCCCCCCCUUUCUUCUCCCCUUUCCCAACAGGUCCAGACAAUUGAUAGGUUCAUAGCGCACUGAGAGAGCUAAAAGCAUGAAGCUUAACAAAAUAAAAUCGGUAAUAAUAUUUCUAAUCGCACAGAUGUAUUGUUGUUGGUCUAGAUCUAUUGCACAUAUAAUUACAGGACUGAUCCAAACUGAUCCAAUUACACUUGGUAUAAGCUUUGUUUGUUUGUUUUUAAGUAUUUUUUUGUUUUUCUUGUUUCAUUACUGCUUUAAUUACUUGUUUAGGUAAAUUGAGUUCAAAGACAUUAAACUCAUGAAAAAUAUA
Biomphalaria glabrata is the source of this 4591-nucleotide messenger RNA. Its product is annotated as transient receptor potential cation channel subfamily V member 6-like. The record is from RefSeq and is a predicted model, not a curated record. Gene Ontology annotation, cellular component: membrane. The transcript is spliced from 2 exons. Gene Ontology annotation, molecular function: calcium channel activity; protein binding. Bases 571 to 2979 code for a protein of 802 amino acids. Gene Ontology annotation, biological process: calcium ion import across plasma membrane. Lineage: Eukaryota; Metazoa; Mollusca; Gastropoda; Planorbidae.